Stylonychia lemnae is the source of this 891-nucleotide messenger RNA. The record is from the annotation of a GenBank genome assembly. Lineage: Eukaryota; Ciliophora; Spirotrichea; Sporadotrichida; Oxytrichidae.
AUGCAGGGAAUCCUUCAAGAUAUUUAAAAGAUCAUUUCUGAGAACAAUUUAUGCUUAGAUAAACAUCUUGAAGCUAAAUUUGGCUAUCUAGUAUUAAGAGGAUAUAAAAGAUCACUAGAUUUUCCAGCAUGUAUGAAACAUGGUGAGUUAUAUCUGCUGAAAUUCAAGGAUCAUGAGAAAGAAACUUGGAAAUACUUAUAUAAAGUAAAUACUAUCAUAGCAAAGACUUACUAGAUGAUAAACUCAUUAAAUCAUUGCAUGAAAUACAUGAAUGAAGCGAUUGCUAUUGUACAGCGAAACAUAACUGAUAAAAAUGAUUUGUAACUUGGAAUAAUUUAUAGAAUUACAGGAUAUCAGUAUUGGAAGUUUUUGAAGAGAACUAAAUCUACUAUUUAUAAGGAAAAAGGAGAUAUGUCUAAAGAAGUGUUCGAAACUGAUGUUGCUUAGCAGCACUAUGAAUAGUUUUUAAGAUAUACACGAAUGAAUUAUAAGGAGAGUCAUUUUAGAGUUGCAAAAGUUUAUGUCAGAUUAGCCGACAAUUUAAUGAGAGACAGAGGUAAUCCAUAGUAACUUAAAAAAGCAGAGAUAUAUCUUUAGAAAUAUCUAGAAAUUGUAAAAGAGAUUGAGGAAAUUCAAACAGAUGAGGAAAUGGAAGUAACUGGAUCCCUCUAUAUCGCACUUUACUAUCAGUUUUUAGGAAAGUACUAUGCAAGAUUACUGGAUAAGGAAAACAGUUUAUUAAGUUAUAAGAAAUCGCAUGAAAUGUAUAUUAGGGGAAAUAAUGGAGUGGAAAGUUUAAUCUGCUAAUCUUUUUACCAGUUCAUAAUCGAUGAUUUGGCUGAGCUGAAUGAUCUUGAACUUAGCAUAGAUUACAACAAAAAAUACAAAUGA